Messenger RNA from Daldinia vernicosa, 1185 nucleotides. RefSeq lists its product as uncharacterized. Lineage: Eukaryota; Fungi; Ascomycota; Sordariomycetes; Xylariales; Hypoxylaceae. Bases 1 to 1185 code for a protein of 394 amino acids. The transcript has a single exon. The record is from RefSeq and is a predicted model, not a curated record.
AUGGAAUGGAAAGUUACUGACGAACCCUCGAGCUCCGAUCUGGAGCGAGAGGAACGCGCAUACCAGCGGUUGCUGGAAGCUCGACCUGGCUUCCCACGGGACGUGUGGGAGCGUAUGCUGAAGGCGGCCAGCGACGUGGCGCAAAGGCUCCUUUUCAAAGAAAAGGAACCUCCCUGCGUUAGCCGGUCGUACGUCCGCUACGUAGCUUGCCGGGCCGCCCUGAAAAGGGGUUUGAGGAAGCAGCAAGAGGAGUUUGAAUACCUCGAGAAAAUGCCCGAGGCGCAUGCCGAGCCUUUCAGCUUGGCAUAUAUGGAGUAUUGGUACGAGCAGACCUAUGGGCGCGACUCUACUAAGGACUCCGAGGUUCAAGGGCGAGUGGUUCCGGAGGGCGUCAAGCCGACGGAUAUCGCUCCCCUGGCAUAUUUCUGGCGGUAUAUCGCGGACGGAGAAGAGGCCGAGGAAGGCGUAGAGCCUUUCUCGAUCACCAUCCCCGCCUCCCGAGAUAUCGCUAAGGUCCUCGCCGGCCCCGACGAGCUGGAGCGUCUCCUGGUCGAGCUGUCCGACGAGCUGUGCGGCCCUGAAGGCAUGGUGUUUUGUAGGGUCGGAGAUAUUCUCCGCCCUACGACCCUCUUCAUGCGCCUACGCGCAGGCGUCGACGCUACUUCCACAGGCGUCCAGUUGCGUUUUGUACGAGCUUGGAACACGCUCUGCAUGGCCGCCGCGAAGGCUUACGAGGAAGAUAUCAGCAUUCUACAUCUAGUAAGAGAGAUUGAAAAGGCAAUCUUAUUAGCCACCACGCAGGGUUAUAAGAUGUAUCAGACCUCUGUAGCCGAGAGGAGCAAAGCAGAGGAGGAGAGCCGCCUACAGAUCCUCCAGGCUGGUCAGGAGUCUGAGCAGAUGGCUCGCCUCUGCGCCGCUCAUCACCGAGAGAUGGCCCGCUUAGCUGACGAGGUUUCGUCGAAGAUUCUUGGGGGGAACAUCUCUAUGGAAGAGAAGGCGAGGAAAUUGACCGACUUCGUGAACAAUGGAGACCCCGCCAUCCCUAUCAGCAGGCGGUCCGCCCGUACGCGUGUGGCUGAUAUCGCUCGCAAGAAUGAAGAGCGCCGCCACAGCUUCAUCCCAGACGAUCCUAUGGAGAUUGAUUCUAUGGAGAUUGAUUCUAUGGAGAUUGAUUACAAAGUCUAA